AUGGCGCGUUUUCUGGCCUUCUCUCUCGUAUUUGCAGCUGUCAUCUCCUCAGCAUGGACGAAGGAGAUUCGUAACCCUCCUCGCCUCCAGGCCUAUGAGAGUGGUGCCGUCCAUAAUGGAAUCAUGGAUAUGAAGCAUCGCCUUUGGAGCGCAAAAGAAGCAGCAGGUGCUUUCAACUCGGCACGUUACAGCAAGAUCGAGGACUUCACUCCUUGUAUCAACGGCACGGCCGGUGAAUUCCGUUGCAACAACAUAGAUCUUUACAGUUUCUACUCGCAUGCUGAUCUUGGUAGCCAAACUGGCCAAGGCAGCAGUUCAUGGGGUUGGGUCCAUGAAGGCCGUGAAUAUAUAAUCAUUGCGCAGGCCGACGGUGCGGCCAUCGCUGAGGUCACUGCCGAUGGAAAACUCGACUAUCUUGGUCGGCUUCCCAAGACCCCUGAAGCUGCAGCUGCCAUUUGGAGAGAACUUCGCGUUCUCGACCACUGGCUUAUCGUUGGAUCUGAGGCCGUAAACCACCACGUACAGAUCUUCGACUUACGCAAGAUUCUUGAGAUCACCCCCGAAGAAAAGCCCAAGACAUUCGACCCACGCACUGAUAUCACUGGCCUGUUCAAGGGACUUCCCGUCGGACGCACUCAUAACAUCGUCAUCAACUGGGAUCGUGGAUACGUUGUGUCCGUCGGUUCUCAACCACGAACCAGUGAAUUCGCCGCAGGUCUUGUCUUCAUCGACAUUUCCGAUCCCUCUAAACCUGCCUUGGCUGGUUUCCAGGCCGAUGAUGGCUAUGUCCACGACGCUCAAUGCCUCAUCUACCGCGGUCCUGAUACGAGAUAUGUUGGUCAAGAUGUUUGCUACGGCUAUAAUGAAGAUACUCUCACCAUCUACAACGUGACGGACACGGCCAACGCUUCAAUUAUCUCACGUACCGGUUACGAAGGCGCCUCAUACACUCACCAAGGUUGGGUCUUAGACCCGGAAUGGCAACAAUAUCUAAUUCUCGACGAUGAGCUCGAUGAGGUCAACGGUGCCGGCGCUGCUGCAGAUGGCAACGCCGUCACUUACAUCUGGGACGUUUCUGAUCUCGAGAAUCCCAAGCAAACUGGUCUUUUCAAGACCCCUGGAGUCACCAUCGACCAUAACCAAUACAUAGCCAACGGAAAGGUCUAUCAAUCUAACUAUGGCGCUGGCCUGCGCAUUGUUGACAUUUCUUCUAUCCCUACUGAUCCUACUGGUGGGAGCGUUAAGGAGGUCGGCUUCUUUGACAUCUACCCAGAAGAUGAUGCACGAGCUGGAGGAGGUGCACUCUCUUUCGUCGGUAGCUGGUCCAGCUACGGCCUGUUCCCCAGUGGAAACAUCAUCAUCAACACCAUUGAAAGAGGAGCUUACGUGGUCAGGAUCGCUGAGGAAUAG
Molecule: messenger RNA, 1410 nt
Organism: Pleurotus ostreatus (oyster mushroom)
Lineage: Eukaryota; Fungi; Basidiomycota; Agaricomycetes; Agaricales; Pleurotaceae
Exons: 7
Coding region: 1-1410 (469 amino acids)
Cellular component (GO): extracellular region
Source: RefSeq, a predicted model, not a curated record